AUGGAGGAGACCAACACAACAAAUCUCUCUCUGAACUACGUGACUUCUGGAUAUGUGGACUACGGGGAAAAUAUUGGAUAUGAAUGCUCAAGACUACCUUAUGGAUUGAUGGUAUUUGCAGGUGUCUGUACAGGGAUUUCUCUCUGUGGAAUUGCGGGGAAUGGCAUAGUCAUGUGGUUCCUGGGCUUCCACAUGAAGCAGAACCCCUUCACUGUCUACAUCCUAAAUCUAGCUGUAGCUGACUUCUCUCUGCUCCUCCUAUUUUUUCUGCUCCUAUUGGCAAUUUUGACCUUAACAGCAAUUUGCUCUUAUCUGUAUAAUUUCAUUUCUUUCUACAUAGAUUUUGUAUUUGUAGUUGAAUUUCUGGGGCACUCCUUUGACCUUAGCAGCCUGGGUCUCCUGACAGCCAUCAGCGUGGAGCGGUGUAUCUCUGUCCUCUUCCCAAUCUGGUAUCGCUGCCACCGCCCAAAGCACUUAUCAGGCGUUGUGAGUGGGGUGCUCUGGGCUCUUUCUGGACUUUUUGUUUCCUCAAUGUAUCUUAGCUUUAACUUUGCUGAAAGAUACGAGACAGAAUUUGCAGGUGUAGCCAUUGCAAUUUGCAUUAUUUUGUCAUCAAUGAUGUUGAUUUCCAACCUGUCCCUAUUCAUCAAACUCCAAUGUGGCUCACAGAGACGACACCCAGGGAGGCUCUACGUUGCUCUCCUGCUCAACGUGAUCUUCUUCUUUGGCUUUGGUAUUCCUUUCAGUGUAGAGGUUUUCCUCAACCUUCCAAGUUCACAUGAAUUGUUUCCUGAUAAUACAUGUUUUCUGCUGGCAUUGCUGAACAGCAGCAUCAACCCAGUCAUUUACUUUCUGGUGGGGAGCUGCCGGCAGCGCCGGCUCCGGGGCUCCGUGAAAGCCGCCCUCCGCCGAGUGUUCGAAGAGAAAGUGAGGAGCGAGGAGGGGAGCCACGUGCCUGGGGACACUGCGGUGGAGACCUCUCUGUAA
Messenger RNA from Gavia stellata (red-throated loon), 987 nucleotides. Its product is annotated as mas-related G-protein coupled receptor member D-like. Gene Ontology annotation, molecular function: G protein-coupled receptor activity. The record is from RefSeq and is a predicted model, not a curated record. Lineage: Eukaryota; Metazoa; Chordata; Aves; Gaviiformes; Gaviidae. Gene Ontology annotation, biological process: G protein-coupled receptor signaling pathway. The transcript has a single exon. Gene Ontology annotation, cellular component: membrane. The coding region runs from base 1 to 987 and encodes 328 amino acids.